UUCAGUUGCAGUGGCAAUGGGUACCCUAACUUCGGUUCCAAUGCUCGCAAACAGUUAUCGGAUCCUCGGUGCGUCUGCUUCUAUCCUGCGUACUUUAUCAUCAAUCCAUGUUUCUGCUCCUCAUAACAAGCUUCGCUGCGGGAAUGCUGCUGUGUGGUCUUCGUUGAGUAUAAAAGACAGAGCCUUUACGAAUCAAGCUGCGAAAACAGAUUUUACACAACCAACGUCCUCUUCUUCUGCUUCUGGCUACCCUGAAUAUGAUCGUUUGCUUCCAUGUCCCCAAGUCAAUGGCCCACCCAGAGUUGAGCACUUGGUUGUUUCAGAGGGAGGUCCUGUUUUAGAAUUUAUCUGUCAAGCUCUGGAUCUACCUCCUCUAUUUGUUGCAGACCUUAUCCAUUUUGGAGCUGUAUAUUAUGCACUUGUAUGCCCACAGCCUCCACCAACUGCAACUCCGGAGCAAAUUAGGGUUUUCCAAGAAGUAACAGCACCAUCAGUUUUGAAGAAGAGAGCUUCCGUCAAAGGGAAAACAUUCCGGGAAGCACAGAAGACUUUCCGAAUAACUCAUGUAGACCAGUUUGUUGAAGCUGGAACUUACUUACGUGUUCAUGUACACCCAAAGCGCUUUCCGAGGUGCUAUGAAAUUGAUUGGAAAUCAAGAAUUAUUGCUGUAACUGAAUCCUAUGUGGUUUUGGACAAGCCUGCUGGUACAUCUGUGGGAGGAACUACAGACAAUAUUGAAGAAAGUUGUGCAACUUUUGCCACCCGUGCCUUGGGAUUGAUUAGUCCACUUAAAACUACCCAUCAGAUUGAUAAUUGCACAGAAGGCUGUGUCGUGUUAGCUAGGACUAAGGAGUACUGCUCUAUUUUUCAUGGAAAGAUCAGGGAGAAAAAGGUGAAGAAGCUUUAUCUUGCUCUUGCUGCUGCCCCUGUGCCAAUUGGUAUAAUGACCCACUACAUGCGUCCGAUUAAUAUUGCUCCAAGGCUCAUUUCUGAAGAAUCUAUUGUGGGAUGGCAUCUCUGUCAACUUGAAGUCAUGGGUUGCAAGAAGAUCCCUUGGCCAAAUGUUUUCAUUGAACAGAAAUACUGUGUUGAAAACUGCGGGUGGCCCUUGAAAGACUAUGCAUAUGAGUGUAAAAUCAACCUUUUGACUGGUCGGACUCAUCAGAUUCGUGCACAGUUCGCUGCCAGUGGCGCCCCAUUAGUGGGUGACUCAAUGUACAUGCCAGCUGCAGUUGCAGAGAUGGCCAGUCCUGGGCUUAACCCAUAUGGAACUUUCAUGAAGGAAUACACAAAUGAUGAUCAUAAGACAAUAGCUGUUGAAGAGUGGAUUGCACAGCAUGGUAAGGAACCGAAUAAUGCAAUCGGUCUUCAAGCAUGUCAAAUUUCGUGGGAUGAUGGAGAGCACAAUUAUGAGGCGCGAUCUCCUUGGUGGUGUGAAAAAGCUUAAAUACGGUGGUGGAGGAUGAAAAUUAACCUUCAACUGCCAAAAUUUUAUUGAUGAUAGCAUAGAUCCAUCUAAAAGGUUAUGACCUUCCCUUUAUGACUCAUUUUCAAGCUGUUUACUUUCUUCGGAUAAAGGAAUAAUGUUUAUGCAGGCAGCUUUUUCAGAAGACCGGACUGAGUUCACUGGCAAAGGAAGUUGCAAGGAACAUAAUACAGUCUAUUUCUUGGACUUCCAGAGGCAAGGAAGGGGAGGGGGAAGGGCUACAGGGUGGUUUAAAGCCCUUUAGGUUGGAAAUAUCCUUUGACUUAGUAACCAUGGGGAAUUUUUGAAUGAGAAAUUUAAUGUUGGAAACAUCUUCUGUAGAAGGUUGCAUGUAUUAAUACCCUAAGUUGAGGGUGUUUUUAUAGGUUAUGAAUUUUUAGACAAAAACACCCGUAAUCAAUUAAUAUCUUCAAAUCUCAGUAAAAGCAUUAAAUAAGGACAUUUGUGACUACUUCUGUACAAGAUAGUUCCAGUGCUUUCAACAUACAAAGGAUGUCAUUUAUACCUUUCUGGCAUCUGGGAUUUUAGUGCAA
This is a messenger RNA of Tripterygium wilfordii, 2019 nucleotides long. Its product is annotated as RNA pseudouridine synthase 6, chloroplastic. Gene Ontology annotation, biological process: pseudouridine synthesis. Gene Ontology annotation, molecular function: pseudouridine synthase activity; RNA binding. The transcript is spliced from 9 exons. The record is from RefSeq and is a predicted model, not a curated record. Lineage: Eukaryota; Viridiplantae; Streptophyta; Magnoliopsida; Celastrales; Celastraceae. The coding region runs from base 17 to 1447 and encodes 476 amino acids.